This is a messenger RNA of Eublepharis macularius, 8065 nucleotides long. RefSeq names its product zinc finger and SCAN domain-containing protein 2-like. The record is from RefSeq and is a predicted model, not a curated record. The transcript is spliced from 4 exons. Bases 102 to 2270 code for a protein of 722 amino acids. Gene Ontology annotation, cellular component: nucleus. NCBI's taxonomy places the organism in Eukaryota, Metazoa, Chordata, Lepidosauria, Squamata, Eublepharidae. Gene Ontology annotation, molecular function: RNA polymerase II transcription regulatory region sequence-specific DNA binding; DNA-binding transcription factor activity, RNA polymerase II-specific. Gene Ontology annotation, biological process: regulation of transcription by RNA polymerase II.
AGGAGUGGUGAGUUAAAGAACUGUGCUAACAGAGAACAGGCUGGAAGAAAGGAAAGAGGAAGAGACUGCAGGGAGGGACGAAGUCAGAUGGUGUCUGGAGGAUGGAAAGCAGGGCUUCAGGCAACACCCAAGAAGAGUUUCUGUCAGGUGAUUCCCAGCAGGAGUUGCCGUUAGAACCCAAAAUGGAAGAACAGGAGCCUGCAGGACUGGAAUCGCAGGAGAAUUCAGAGGCGGGACCGAGGGACCUUCACGUUGUCCAGAUUGGGGCCACCGGGGAGUUGCUGGAAGGGGCAGCUCCACCGCAGUUUAAACGGGAACCCGAAGACCAGUGCUGGGAAAACCAGUUGCAGGAUUUCUUGAAGACGAUGCACCCGCCUCAGUCAGGAUGGAGGAACCCCCCACAACCUCCUCACUACUUACCAGAAGAAGACACAAAGUAUUUCCAAACUUCAUUCAAGAGAUCAACCGAUGACAGCCCGUGGCCCAGAGCAGAGAGCAUGGGUCAAGCACUGCCGGGCCUCAGCAGGGAAGACAGCAAUGCCUAUGAAAGCAGCCGGGAGCCAUCUGUGAAAGUGAAAGAGGAGGUUUUAGACGAAGACCCGGUCAAUGCGGAGCUGCGGCGCCAGCGCUUCAGACUCUUCUGUUACGAGGAAGCCGACGGGCCCCGAGAGGUUUGUAACAAGCUCUGGGAGCUCUGCCACCAGUGGCUGAGGCCGGAGACGUACAGCAAGGAGCAGAUCCUGGAGUUUCUGAUCCUGGAGCAAUUCCUGACUGUUCUGCCCCAGGAAAUGCAGAGUUGGGUCAGGGGCCAUGAUCCUGAGAGCUGCACUCGGGCUGUCGCCCUGGCAGAGAGUUUCUUGCAAGAAUCUGAGGAACCGGAACAAAAGGUGGCAGGAGGCUUGGAGAAAGCCUUUAGUUCCCCCAAGUCCGAUCGUUCCUCACCAGACAUCCUGAAAAUGCACCUGCGCAUGGAUGAAAAACAGGAGGCUGACUGGGAAGCUACCAUGUCUGGCAAUGAGCAAACACCAGAUGAUGAAGAGGAGACGUUUGAGGGGGACCAACCUGAUCAAGUGGGUAUUGCGGGAGGAUCACUGGAAAGGUCCAAAGGGAAAUGUUUCCAGGGUCCUGAUGCAGAAGAGAGAGCUGGAGGUCACCAGGGACCAGAAAAUCAUCAAGAAAUCUCUCCUGGAAAGGCAGCAAAACUUUGUGAAGAACCCGAUAGAGGGUUACCAGAAAGCACCUUCCAGGAGGGAAUCCGCAAGCUUGCCAAUUCAGGGGAGAGCCCCUGUCGGCGCUUUGGCCCCCAGGAAAUGCACGUAACCGAUAAACCCCAUAAAUGCUCCUUUUGUGAGGCAAGCUUCUACGAGAGAACACACUUGGUCAUUCAUGAGAGAAUCCACACUGGAGAGAAACCUUAUAAAUGCUCUGUGUGCGAGACAUGGUUCUCUCACCCCUCGGAGCUGCUGAGGCACGAGGAAACCCACAUGCCUGAGAAGCCCCACAAAUGUGCUGUCUGCGGCAAAAGCUUCAAUCAGAAAGCAUCCCUGAUCACCCACGAGCGAACCCACACAGGGGAGAAACCAUAUGAGUGCUCUGAGUGUGGGAAGAGCUUUAGCACGAGCUCCCAGCUGAUAACGCAUAAGCGAGUCCACACAGGCGAGAAGCCAUACAGUUGUUCCUAUUGUGGCAAAAACUUCAACCAGAAAGCAUCCCUGAUUACCCACAAGAGAACCCACACAGGAGAGAAGCCGUAUGAGUGCACGCUGUGUGGGAAAAGCUUCAGCGCUUGCUCCCAAAUUAUAAAUCACAUAAGGGUCCACACAGGAGAGAAGCCGUAUGAGUGCUUAGAAUGUGGAAAGCGCUUUGGAAGCAGCUCCCACCUGACUGAUCACAAAAGAACCCACACAGGCGAGAAGCCGUACAAAUGUCCCGACUGUGGGAAGAACUUCAGUCGAAGUUCCAACCUUACGGCACAUAGUAGAAUCCACACAGGAGAGAAGCCAUAUAUAUGCUCAGGUUGUGGCAAAAGCUUCAGGCAGAAGGCAUCCCUCAUCACCCACAAGAGAACCCACACGGGAGAGAAGCCCUUUGAGUGCUCUGAGUGUGGGAAAAGCUUCAUUUCGAGCUCUCGCCUCGUAAGCCAUAAAAGGGUACACACAGGAGAGAAGCCGUACGAGUGCUUAGAGUGCGGAAAAUGUUUCAUUUCCAGCUCCCACCUUCUAAGCCAUAAGAGAGUACACACAGGAGAGGAGCCGUAUAAAUGCUCAUAAUGCAGGAGACUCUUGUGUUAUUGCGCUGCCCUUCAGAUACGGGUCGGUUCACACAUAUACCCCGGUCAGGAAUCCUGUAUACCAGGGAUGACCAACUUCUAGAAUCUCGGGAACUACUCUGUUCUCUAGACAACAUCCUGGAGAGUACAAGAAUGGUCAGCAGCACCAUGGUAAAGUUGGCACCUUUUAGCAGUAAGGGCUUCACAGUAAAGGUGCAUGAACAUACUCUAACCUACGGAUAUGUGCAUUUACGUAUUAUAUGCCAGACCCCAAAGAGAGAUGUCACAAGCGUGGAUUCUCUCUAACUUACAAUUUAAAAACAGUUUUGAUAGUACCCGAUACAUUUCUUCUAGGGGCCAGGCCCAGACUGCUGGCUUACCAGUUGCCUACAUCACCUCUUUAUGUCAGGGCACAAUCAGUGUGAUGCAGGCCAUGUGCGUCACCGUGGGUUGAGGCGUAACCUUGACCUGUAUUUUUCCUUCCCACAAAAGGUGAAAGGACAGAGUAUGCAAAUUGAGCGUGUGCACUCACCACACCAAUGCCACCUGAGCAUCCAAUAUGUAGUGUGAGGGGCACAAACUAGAUGGCUAGAUGGACCAAUGGUGUUACUCAGUAGAAGGCAGCUUCAUGUGUUUGUAUGUGCUCCCCGUGUGUACGUGAUUCCCAGCCGGCAAAUGUGUGAACCAGCCCAGAAACACAAGAAUCCCUGUAUGUAGUACCCAAAGGGAGCUCAAAGUAAAGUUUUAUAAGCAGGCAGAGGGCAGGAUUGUCCAUACUAUUUGUAUGUGCAGGGAAGUUUCUCCACAUUAUUUUGUCUCCCUGAGCACCUGCCUCAAAACUCACACAUGUUGCAAGGGAUUCUGGGAUAUGUUCUAGGGCACCCAAAUGGUUUGCUCAGUACCUUGGAUGGGCCUUUCAGACUAGUCUGUAGCCCUGUGGGUUCUCAGCUCUCAUUCACAUGUGACAGGCAGCAGAAUUAAUAAUGAGGUGGUAGAAUUAAGGUUGCCAACGGCUGAAGAAUAUGUCCUGUUCCUUUAAAUAAAAGCUUAAUGCAUGGAAAUGGGUAACUGAAGCUUUUCAUGGCCUGCUUGAUAAAUAACAUCCCACUAUGCCUCUUUUAAAGGGACAGGACCUUUUUCUCCCAGCCUUCUGGCAACCUGAAGUGGAAUGGACAGCUCCACUUCUAACACAUUUUGAAAUGCUCCCUUAUGUUUAAAAAAGAAAUCUCCCUACAAAUAGAAAACAGUGUGGCAAGCAAGGGGGGGGAGUAGAACCUUCUCCCCUGCUGUGCUAGUUUUCCCCAUGGAUGCAUGUUUCAAGGGCUGUGAAAGAUCAGUUAGUAGCAGACUGUCUUUCAGGGCAGCUUCCCCACCAUUACAGAUCUUUUCUUCAUGGGGCUCUGUCAAAGCUUCUGAGGAAACCCUGAAUUCCGAGGAACACAAAAAGCAUAGCUAUAUGGAAGUAAUGGAAGCAUAACUUGGAAAAGCUGGUGGGGCUAUAUGUUUGCAGAGUUAGAAAAUAUUUUUGGAAUAGACCUGGACCCUGUAUAGUUAGAUUCCCCUCUAUCUGCACCAUUGCUGACUCUUACAAGUGAGUGAGUCCACACCUGACACAGUUAACCCUUCCACCAUCACCACGAAGUCUAGUUUUAUUCCUGUGAUUAGCCACGUGCAUGCACCAAGCCACACCUUCCACUCUCCCUUUUCUGCCCCAACUGCCUGUGUGUGUAUUUUUGCAUGCUUCCUGUGAGGCCAGGACUUGCCUCAUGCAGGUAACAGCAAAAGGCAUAUGUUGCAGGCAAGAAGAAACCAAAAUGGCUUCCCUCCACACCCACCUGCUCCUUUCUAAACAGGCUAGCAUUCUGGAAGGGUCAUCCUCCAACGUUUGCAAAGUCAGACCGGGGUGCUUGCUAAGUACCUUGCCUCAGAACCUGUCCACGCCAGGCCCAAACUAUUUCCUGUUGCUGUCCAGAACUGAGGCACAUUCCUGCCAACCUGUUUGGUCUCCCAUAAUUUGGGAAAGGGAAGGGCAUGUUUGCACUACAAAGGCUUGGUUCGGCAAGAGCAUGAGGUGGUAGAACAGACCGCACCACUGCAGAGUGCCAGUGAUGGAUCACUGUUUUGGAAAGCUCCCUUCCGUUUAAAAAUUCCCUCCAGAUAGAAAACCAGCAUAGCAAGCAAGGAGAGAGAGAACAUCUCCAUUUGCUGAGCCAGUUUCCUUUUGUGGGGAGUUUUUUUAUGCAAUGGAACGUUCAAAGCUGGAAUCCUACAUCUGACAUGGGGCGAUCCAUUCUACUGCUUCAGGACUCUGCCACCGUCAUUCUCUGGCAUGUGUGAACCAGGCCUACUUUUCUGUCUUAGCGGACAGAACCUUAGAACUGUAGUUACCCUUUUAAAAAAAUUCUUCCCUUACUCCAAGGUAAGAUUAGUUUUUCCCUCCCUGUUUUCUAGUCACAACAGCCCUCUGAGGUAAGUUAGGGUAAGAGAGCAAAUGGCUAAGAACACCCAGGGAGUUGUUUGGCUCUGGGGAUUUGAACCAUGGGUGUCUCAGUUCUACUCUGACACCACACUCAUUUACAGUGAUAGAAUAUGCAGCAUGGAGGGGGGCAGCUGUGAUAGUUAAACAGAUACCAAACAAGAAUAAAUUCGUAGCGCAGCUGUACCUAGAGGUAUGAUGCUGCCAAAUAUGGAGGCUUCAUUUUUCUGCUGUCGCCAAUGAUAGCAAAUAAUUCUGCAAAGGGCUUAUAUGAAAUAAGUCUUAGCACUUUUAUAAAAUGGCUGUUAAGUUUUUCGGAGGGAAAGUGGACUUAGUCCCUUGCUGGGAUGGUUUUCUAGCAGCAAGAAUUUUUUGUGGAAAAGAUUAGUCAAAAAGUUGGUACAUACACCUCCAUUUGAAAAACACACACUCAAACAGUGAAUGCAUGUGUGUGAGAGUUACCUUCUACAGUAGGACGAGGUAGAGUUUGGACUCAUCUUACUGGGCUGUUCCACUUCAGACAACAAGUGGAGCUUGUCAGCUUUCACUGUUGCAUGGUAAACAAAACAGUUGUGCUUCUGUGCUAGUUCUCUACACUCGGGGUGCUUUUGUUACGGAAGGGGAUCAUUCAAACUUUUUUUUUAAAAAAAUAUUAUUUAUAUCCUACCUUUCUCCCCAGUGGAGCCUCAAAAGCAGCUUACAUUGUUCUCAUGUCAUCCAUUUUAUUCUAAAACUGCCCUGAGAGGUAGGUCAGGCUGAAAGUGUGUGACUGGCUCAAGGUCACCCAGUGAGCUUCCGUGGCAGAUUGGGAUUUCAAACCUGGAUCUCCCGGAUCCUAGUCCAACACUCUAAUCACAACACCAUCUGAAGUGGUUCUACCUGCUGUGCAGCAUGAAGUGUCUACCAUUUCAUUCCGCUGCAUACAUAGACCAGCCCAGGGACUGUGCAGUGGAAAGAACUGGGAAAAGAGAGCAAAUGGCCAAAAAAUGGUUGCUUCUAUGUGCCUGUGUGAAAGAGAGAAGUAGAAUGUAAAGAUGAGAUGAGGCAAAAUCCAGGAAUUACUCUCAAAUGUGUUUUAUUGCUAAAUAGCAGGGGUGGAGGGAGGAUUUGGGGCAGGAAAGCAAUGGAGUGGGGGCUAAACUUUACCUCUGUUUCCCAUUCACAAGUCUUCCAGAGUCUCAUCUAAUCUGAUCCCCGAGCCCUAGUUCACACCUAACAGCACAUCCCUUGAUGAUGGCCUGGUCCAUACAAGAGGAAGAAGGGGGUCUUGGAAGUACAGUGGACCAUACCAUUUUUGAUUGCAGGGGUGAAAUGCCAUUUUGGGAAGUGAAACAUUCCCUUAAAAAACUAGCACCACAGGGAGGGAGCUAUAACUCAGCUGACACUCUUCCCUAAGGAAAAUUUUUAUGCAGGUGAACAUUUCUUUCAAAAUAAUUAUUUCCUCACUUGCAGUCUGAAACAGUACAUCCAUGCCUCAAUGAAGGAACAGAAUUAGUUGUCAAAGCAUUGAGUUUGUGGUGAUGGGAGGAGGGGGUUACGUUUUAACUGCUGUGCCAGGGUGAGUGGUUACGUGCGGGGUAAAUGGUUGUGUUACAAGGCCAGGUCUACACACGCAGCAAAAACCUGAGGUGGUAAAACCAUGCUUGAAGGGUGGGGGGGGGGUCAAGCUUUGGAAUGCUCCCUUGUGUUUAAAAAUUCCUCGCAAAUAGAAAACCAGCUCAGCAAGCAGACAGGCUCCGCUAGGAUCACUGUCUUCUUACAAAUCAUAGGAUUUGUAGUCGGAAAGGGGGCAGUCUAAAAGAGGAAACUACCAAUUCCCCACCCCCGCCCCCCACAUACAUCAUCCUGCAGAGAUGGAAGUGGGGGCUCUGGGUGGGAAUGAAGGAAGGAAAAAAUUAAAAAUCUACACACACAUCUAAUCUAUGCAUGUGUGUGUUCACACCUGUUACUAUGAGGUGUAACACAUUCAGGCCACAGUAUCCUUCUUUACACAAGUUACGAGGAGGCAGAUCUCUCCCUCUCUAUCUCUCCACCCUUCUCAAUCGCCUAGGAUUGCCCCAUUGCUGUGGAGCACUUGUGAUACAAAUUGGAAAUACGAAAGUAAAAGUAUGAAGGGUUAGGGUAGAGUUGCAAACGGGCCUGAAGAAAAAUGGCCUGUAUCUUUAAUCUUGGCGAAAUGUGUGGAUUUUCAUGACACAGAAGUACAUUACAUUGGACCUUGGAUGUCACUUCCAACCUUAUGAUUCUACAUCAUUGAUAACAUCCCAUGGAGUCUCUAUUAAAGGGACAGAUUUUUUUUCUCCAGGCAGUUGGCAGCCCUAGUUAGGGAGAAUCACACGCCCUCGACACAUAAUAAACAUUGAGCGUGGGACUCUUAAUCUGGAGAGCCGGGUUUGAUUCCCCCCUCCUCCACUUGAAGUCAGCUGGGUGACCUUGGGUGAGUCACAGCUCUCUGGAGCUCUCUCAGCCCCAUCCACCUCACGGUGUUUUGUUGUGGGGAUAAUGAUAACAUACUUUGUAAACCGCUCUGAGUGGGCAUUAAGUUGUCCUGAAGGGUGGUAUAUAAAUAGAAUAUUAUUAUUAUUAGGUACUUCGUCUUUGCCCUUUCCCUCCGAGGGUAUCAGGGAAACAUACAAAACUGAGAGGAGUAAUUUAAUUUGAUCGUCCCCAAAACCCUGUGAGGUAGGACAGACUAUGAAUAACUUAAUAAGUUCCAUAGGUGAGGGGCAAAUUCGACUCAUGUCUUCCCAAUCCAUAAAACUAGCUUUGCAGUACUUUGGCGAAGAAUUACAAGGCACUCUCUGUGUGCCUCUCCUCCAUAAAGUUCUGUGAUAAAACAGCUCAGUUAAUAACUAGGCUGGGUUAUUAGGUAAGUAGAUUUUUAACUGCUUUGGGACAGUUUCAAAAGGGAAGAUGGUUUUAAAAGAAUAUAGCUGGCUGAGGCCCUCCACAGGAAGAUACAGCUGCCUCUUCCAUGACUGGAAGUCUUGUUUUCCACAGCAAUGCUUAGCCCUGUGAUAUGUGUGGAUGUUUCAGAGCACACACACAUUGCAGCCCCCCUCACUACUAGCAACAGCCUAUCCUUACACGCCUGGGAUCAGGGUGCGGGGCUUCCAUGCAAAGUUGAGCCCUCUCUUUAGACCGUAAUUGGCUGCCUUCCUUUGGCCUCGUCACAUAUAAAUUCCUCCACUUUCCACGUCUGUUUCUAUCCCUUAAUGUGUAUGCAUGUCCGCUAUUCACAUGAAGACAGACAAAUGCCACUUCCUUCCCAUGACUUUGUGAAUCUGUAGUUGUAAAUGCAUUAAAAGAAAUUUAAAUUU